Messenger RNA from Cryptomeria japonica (Japanese cedar), 660 nucleotides. Its product is annotated as peroxidase 5-like. The transcript is spliced from 5 exons. Bases 1 to 660 code for a protein of 219 amino acids. NCBI's taxonomy places the organism in Eukaryota, Viridiplantae, Streptophyta, Pinopsida, Cupressales, Cupressaceae. The record is from RefSeq and is a predicted model, not a curated record. Gene Ontology annotation, cellular component: plant-type cell wall; plasmodesma. Gene Ontology annotation, molecular function: peroxidase activity; heme binding. Gene Ontology annotation, biological process: response to oxidative stress.
AUGGAGAUGAAGGUGGGUUAUUAUCGCCAAACAUGCCCUGAGGCCGAGGAGAUUAUCAGUGAAACUGUUGCCAAAGCUGUUAAAGCCAAUCCUGGUGUAGCAGCUGCUCUCAUAAGGAUGCAUUUCCAUGAUUGCUUUGUAAGAGGUUGCGAUGGAUCAAUUCUCCUUGAUUCCUCAGACGACACAGCAGAGAAGGACCCACCCGUCAACAACCCAAGCCUGAGGGGCUACGACAUUAUUGAUGAAGCCAAAUGCUGGUGGACUAUUUUGGGCUGUUCAAGGUGGACGAAGAGACUGAAGGGUAUCUCUCGCAUCAGAGGUCACAUGGUCACUCUCUCAGGGGCCCAUUCAAUUGGGGUUUCUCACUGUAGUUCGUUCACCGGAGAUCAUCUGUAUAACUUCAGCGGCCGAGGCGGUCAAGAUCCUUCCAUGGACUCUAAAUAUGCUCUUCAGCUCAAGGCCAAAUGCCCCUCUUCAGCUUCAAACGACACCGUUGUUCCACUGGAUCGUCUCACUCCCACUAAACAGGUAAACAUUAACGCCAAGUACCCCAAGAUUUGGAGGGAAAAUUUUGGAAGGGCAAUGAUAAAGAUGGGUGCAAUUGACGUGUUGACGGGAUCGCAGGGAGAGAUAAGGAAACAGUGCCAUGUCCCCAACUAG